AUCUAAGGCGUCAAUAACGUUAGAGUUUAGGCGGGCGGCAGUAUCGGUACGGUUUCCGAACGAUUCAUUGUACUCUUACUCUACUUGUAAUUAAAUAAUAAAUAUUGUGUUAAUUUUUUAAAAUAUAAAAUAAAAAAAGUAAAAUCAAGUAAAAAAAAUGGGCGCCGAAGAUCCCAACAUGUUAGUUGCGGUUGAAUUUGAAGUUUUCGGACAGGUUCAAGGUUGUUACUUCACAAAGUACUGCAAGGAGUUAGCUGAACAGCUCCAGAUCUGUGGAUGGGUGAAAAAUACUAAAAAUGGAACAAUAGUCGGAAAAGUACAAGGGACGAAGGCGAACUUGGAUCAUAUGAUCGACUGGCUCAGUACAAAGGGAUCUCCUGGCUGUAAAAUAGAAAAGUGUGACCUCAGAAAUUGGCAGUAUUUGUCGCGACUCGACUAUAAUAACUUUGGCAUACGUUUUUAAUUUUAAUUGUAAAUGUUAUAAAAUAA
Molecule: messenger RNA, 489 nt
Organism: Melitaea cinxia (Glanville fritillary)
Lineage: Eukaryota; Metazoa; Arthropoda; Insecta; Lepidoptera; Nymphalidae
Product: acylphosphatase-2
Exons: 3
Coding region: 158-463 (101 amino acids)
Molecular function (GO): acylphosphatase activity
Source: RefSeq, a predicted model, not a curated record